UGGUUUAACUAACUAAUAAAAACAAACAAAUAAAUAAAAAAUAAUGUCAAGUCAUGUAGAUGUCCGACGGCACCGGUGUUUUGGACUGUAUUAUAGUAGCAAAAAAAGCCAUACGAUUAGAGAAGAGCUGAAAACGCCAUCCGUUUUGAAUAUAGCACUAAAAAAUCGUGUACUCCGUAGGCCACACAACUGGCCGUCACCGUUGAUACGUAACACAUCGUUUGUUACGGCACUGGUAUGCGAUCUGGUCAGACGAGACAAGGAACCGAUGACACCGGGAACUAGAUAUCAGCCAAAUGAGAAACCGGUAUAUGUUUGCUGUGAAAUACUAGUGCCACAUAUUCAAACAGAUAGUGGCGAAACUACCAGUGCUAGUGUCGAACUGGCCAAAUUGAUAUCGGCACGGGGCAACAAAGAGGAUGAUAAUUGUGGCUAUAUAUUGGCCAGCGAACUGGGCGGUAAAAUGGUUCACUUUAACCUAUUCCCGCAGGACAGGCUCAUCGAUCAGGGUUACCGACAAUAUAGUCCAGUUUGGCGGCCGGGCAUCGAAUGGCUAAUCAAACUGUGGCUCAUUGGUCAGCACAGGGAUGAUCCGAUGGUCAGAUGUCAGAUAUUGUUGUGCUAUAAUGAUAGGCAUCAGCCGGACAGGCCAUCAGAGUUUCAUGUCUACAUCGAGUUCUUCAAGUCAGACACCGAUACACUAACAAGUAAUGGCGUACGUUAUGAUGAUGAUGACCAACACGUGUUAAGUAAAGGUGAUAGACAAAAGUUACUAGAUGAUUUAAUUAGAAAUAUUUGCAAUGAAAAACACAAAUUAACCGAGGAUCAAUUGGAUCAAUUUACAAAACAAUUGAUACAACUAGAACAAUGUAUCAAGGGCAUCGAACAAAAAUAUAAUAAUAAUAAUAAUUUGCAACAAUUUUUCCAAAAAUUCUAUAAAAUUUUACACCUGGAUAGUGAUUAUAAUGAUAAUAAUGAUGAUGUAGGUGCUGAUGAUAACAUCUAUGAUGAUAAUAAUGUUGAUGAUUAUGUAGAUACUGUGUCAUUAGAGUCAUUGAGCAAAAGUUUAGUGUCGACACCGAUACCGAAACUAAAUAAUACUGUUACCGACAGUACAGCAGCCGUUACAGUAGACGCUGUCACUCCACCUACCGAACCAAAUACGAUGGAAGAACCACUUGAGUCAACCAUCACAACAUCGUCUUUGUCGUCAUCAUCACCACCGAUAUCACAACCACCACCACUACCACCAGUAUUAAUGACGGCUUCCAAUACUGUCGAUAAUAUAGAUACGAUGUCGACUACACCAACGCCAGCAACAGUUCAGCAACCAGUAGUCGAGUCGGAAGACAAUAGUCAUGGAGUCGAGGAAUUGAUGAUACAAGAAGAAGUUGAUCCCAAUCAACAGCUCAAUGAUGAAGAAGAUGAUGAUAUAGACAUUGUGUCAGCAGACUCACUGAGUCACUCAAGUUUAGUGUCGACACAGAUUCCGACACUAAAUAAUACUGUUACCACCUGUAGUACGGUAGACAUCAAAGUCGCUGACACUAGUUUAGCCACCGAAGCAAAUACGAGUCUGGAGUCAAUAACAACAUCAUCGUCGUCGUCAUCAUUACCUUCAUUACCACCAGUAUUAUCAUCGACGAAAGCAUCAAAUGCUAUCAAUAAUAUAACUGUGACACCGAUACUAACGUCAGAGACAGUGCAGAGUCAUCAGAUAGUGGAGUUAGAGUCGGACAACAGUCCGACAAUCAAUGAGUCGAUAGUACAGAAAGUAGAUCCCAAUAAACAGCUUAAUGAUGAUGAAGAUACUAAUGAUGAAGUGAUUGAGGAGAUGCUAGUUGUUGUGGAUCAAUUCAUCAAUCAAUUGAUACCCCAAUCAAACAAUACUAAUAAUAAUAAUUUAUUACCAACUAAUAAUCAAUUAGAUGAUGACAAUAGUUUUGCUAAUAAUAAUUACCAAUUUAUAAGCGAAACACAAAACAAAGAUAACAAACUAUCAUCACAACAAUUAUCCAAAACAACUAAUGACACGAAUAAUUCAAGAUUUAAUCGUCAAGUUUUAUGCGGAUAUUUACUAUCGUGGCAAUUGGCACCGUUAGAUUUCCUGCCCGUUAUCGGCCCCAUUAGGUCACUAGUGUGGGCGUAUCGCAACUAUCCAACCAAUAGUCGUUUGGCUACCAUAGAGCUGGUAGCACAGGGAGCUGUUGGCUUGACAAUGGACAUAUUUUGUUUUGCCCGAUGCUGGCCACUGUUACCCGAUGCACGAAGAGCUUAUAGUAGAUUAGGUGGCCGACAAUUUGGUCGGGUAUUUUUGGAUAAUCCAUUUGGGCGGCUAUUAGAAAUUAGCCGACCCGUAACGCUUACCUAUACGAUACUAGGAUUGGCCACUGGAGGUGCCAAAGGGUCUACAGUUAGCACUGUCAGGGGAGCAUUAUGUAGUGUCUGUGCCAUUGUUGUCUACAACGGUUUACUUUCGGUUAUUUACGAAUAA
Molecule: messenger RNA, 2494 nt
Organism: Oppia nitens
Lineage: Eukaryota; Metazoa; Arthropoda; Arachnida; Sarcoptiformes; Oppiidae
Product: TNF receptor-associated factor family protein DDB_G0272098-like
Exons: 2
Coding region: 44-2494 (816 amino acids)
Source: RefSeq, a predicted model, not a curated record